AUGCUCGGGAAUGGGGUUCGACGUUCAUGGAAACGUCUGCUAGAUGGCCAUUGCGGCAUUGUGAAUGUGAAAGAUCGUGAUGAACGUUUCGCAGAGCAACCCUGUCAAGUUGCGGCUGUUGUGCCGCAGGGCAUGAGGGAAGAGGGAGGUUGGACUGCCUCGGAAUGGUUAGGGAGAGGUGAAGAGCGAAAGAUGGCCAAGUUCGCACAGUAUGCCAUGGCGGCGACGGAGGAGGCUCUUCAAGACGCUGAGUGGAAACCAGAGCUGUUUGAGCAAAGGGAAGCUACGGGAGUGUGUCUAGGAUCGGGCAUUGGGAACUUUGAUGAGAUGUACAACACGACGAUAGCUUAUGACAAGGGGGGCUACAAAAAGGUCAAUCCAUUGUUCGUGCCAAAGCUGCUGAUUAACCUAGGCGCUGGGCAUAUUUCCAUGAAGUACGGCUUCAUGGGUCCCAGUCACGCAGCUACCACAGCGUGCACAACCGGGGCACAUUCCGUCGGUGACGCAGCUCGGUUCAUCGCCUGUGGCGACGCUGACGUGAUGGUCGCCGGUGGUGCUGAGUCCUGUAUUCACCCUCUGGCUAUUGGUGGCUUCGCCCGCGCAAGGAGUCUAGCAACAGCAUACAAUGAUACCCCAGAGAAGGCGUCACGACCAUUCGAUGCGGACCGCGGGGGCUUCGUGGUCGGUGAAGGCGCAGCCGUGUUGAUUCUAGAGGAGCUAGAACAUGCCCUCGCAAGAGGAGCCCGGAUCUAUGCAGAACUGAAAGGAUAUGGCUGUUCCAGCGACGCACAUCAUAUGACCUCACCCAAAGAGAACGGCGAGGGCGCCUUCAUGGCCAUGAAGAAGGCGCUCAAGCAAGCCCGACUACGCCCUUCUGCAGUCGACUACAUCAAUGCACAUGCGACAUCAACUAUCGUUGGCGAUGCUGCUGAGAAUGCCGCUAUCAAGUCGCUGCUGCUUGGUCCUGAGGGUAAGCUUAUGGCUGCUGAUGUGAACGUUAGCAGCACAAAGGGUGCUCUUGGUCAUCUUCUUGGCGGUGCUGGUGCUGUAGAGGCCUUGAUCAGUGUGCUUGCAGUCCAUGAGAAUACCAUGCCCCCUACUAUCAACCUGGACCGCUUGGCUGAUGGCUUCGAUUGCAAUUAUGCGCCGAAUGAGCCUCAGUCUCGCCAAAUUGAUGUCGCCUUGACGAAUAGCUUUGGCUUUGUAUUCUGCCUCUCACUUUACUUUCAGUUUGCCCUCACCAUGGCGAACCAUGGUGCUCCCGGUCGAGGUAGGAAAACCCCAAUCUCCAUUGAAAGCGCAGAGCUUCUAGGAUGCUUCAGCAUAGGCUCGGAGUAUCUGAGAUCGGGAAGUCUUAUCGAUGCAUCCGGGUACACGUUCACAGACAAGGAUACCAAACCCGGCAAGAUCAAGGUGAAGAAGACAUCCAAGGCGUCAACCAAGAAGAAGGCAGAUGAAGCCAAAGACGGCCCUAUCGACACAUCCCCAACCGCCUCACCCCUCCCCGUUCUCGACAGCAAAGUCGUCUCCGUAUUCCCGACCGGCAAGCCGCGCGAAAACGACCUCCUCGAAACCGUAAUAUGCAAACACUGCAAGCGUCCCACCCUCAAGCAAACAGCAGCAGAGCACGUCCGCAGCUGUCUAAAAGCCAAGCAGGAAAAGGCACGUAAGAAGAAGGAAGCCCGGGACGCCGCCAAUAGACUCAAGGCCGGCGACGAUCGCGACGAUGAGCCCGACAGAGCCGACGGCGAAACCAUGGGCCAGAAGAGUGCUAAGAAGGCGACGACGGGCGACGAUAACAGGAAGGGAAAGAAGCGGAAGGCUGAUGAUGACGAUGGCAAGGAGUCGAAGAAGAAGAAAAAGAAGGACGAGCCAAAGCAUAAAACGGCUAAGCCCAAGGGUCCUGUCGAUGUCGAGAAACAGUGCGGUGUUACGCUUCCUAAUGGAGCGCAGUGCGCUCGUUCCUUGACUUGCAAGAGUCAUUCUAUGGGUGCGAAGCGGUCCGUCCCUGGUCGUACGCUGCCGUAUGAUAUGUUGCUUCAGCAGUAUCAGAAGAAGAAUCAGGCUCGUCAGCAGAAGGCUGCCAUCGACGCCAAUGCCCCCUUACAAGAAGACAUCGAGAAUACCGGCCCCAUCGACUCAGACGAAGAAAGAGAUGCCGUUAUGGCUGCUAUCGCCCGCUCAGCUCCCCAACCUCUUGUCCGCCAUCCCCUCAUCACUACCAAGUCAAAGUACCGAUAUGUCCGCAUCAAAGAGCAAAUGUCACAUGCCAUGGGUGUCCGCAGCGGCGGCGGCCUCUUCUCUAAUGACGACAGUCAGCCUUUAUUCGGCGGUCUCCUUUUCUCAUCCGUCGCCAACGAUAUCGACUCGUCCGUUGACGCAAAUGGCGAGAUCGAUACUGGGACUAUUCCAGGCAGCCGCAAUACACCCAUCACUGCAGCUUAG
This is a messenger RNA of Penicillium bovifimosum, 2445 nucleotides long. Its product is annotated as putative beta-ketoacyl synthase (Cem1). Gene Ontology annotation, biological process: fatty acid biosynthetic process. The transcript has 11 exons. NCBI's taxonomy places the organism in Eukaryota, Fungi, Ascomycota, Eurotiomycetes, Eurotiales, Aspergillaceae. Bases 1 to 2445 code for a protein of 814 amino acids. Gene Ontology annotation, molecular function: 3-oxoacyl-[acyl-carrier-protein] synthase activity. The record is from RefSeq and is a predicted model, not a curated record.